This is a messenger RNA of Lottia gigantea (owl limpet), 801 nucleotides long. RefSeq lists its product as hypothetical. The record is from RefSeq and is a predicted model, not a curated record. The coding region runs from base 1 to 801 and encodes 266 amino acids. Lineage: Eukaryota; Metazoa; Mollusca; Gastropoda; Lottiidae. Gene Ontology annotation, molecular function: pyrroline-5-carboxylate reductase activity. Gene Ontology annotation, biological process: L-proline biosynthetic process. The transcript is spliced from 6 exons.
AUGGUCGGAUUUAUCGGGGCCGGCCGAAUGGCCCAAGCUUUGGCUAAAGGUUUCAUCACUUCGGGUUUAGUAAAAGCUAAUAAUAUAACAGCUAGUGACACAAACCCAAUAUGCUUACAGAUGCUGAAGGACAUGGGAGCCAAGACGACGACACACAACACUGAUGUGGUCAACAAUAGCAACAUGGUGAUCAUAGCCACCAAACCACAUAUAGUUAAAAAAGUUUUAAACGAGGUGUCACACAAAGUUACCAAAGAUAACUUGUUUGUGUCCAUAGCUGCUGGUAUAACCAUUGACACCCUAGAAGAGAAUUUGCCAAAAGGAACAAGAGUUGUGAGAGUAAUGCCCAACACACCAGCAUUAGUUUCAGCUGGUGCUUCAGUUGUGACUCCAGGGCAUGCAGCCAACCCUACAGACAGUAAAAUGGUGGGAGAACUAUUAAAGAGUAUAGGUAUUGUUGAAGAAGGGGUAGAGACUUAUCUUGAUGCUGUUACUGGUUUGAGUGGAAGUGGUCCUGCCUAUGCUUUUGUAGCAAUAGAGGCCAUGUCUGAUGGUGGAGUUAAAAUGGGUCUACCAAGAGAUUUAGCAACAAAAUUAGCUGCCCAAACCUUACUGGGGGCAGCUAAGAUGGUAUUGGAAACUGGAAAGCAUCCGGGACAAUUGAAGGAUGAAGUUUGUUCACCAGGUGGCACUACAAUAGACGCUAUUUAUUCCUUAGAAAAAGCAGGAUUCCGUGGUGCUCUCAUAGACGCUGUUACUAUAGCUACGGAAAAGGCAAAAUUAUUAGGGGCCAAAAAAUAG